Phytomonas sp. EM1 is the source of this 717-nucleotide messenger RNA. The record is from the annotation of a GenBank genome assembly. NCBI's taxonomy places the organism in Eukaryota, Euglenozoa, Kinetoplastea, Trypanosomatida, Trypanosomatidae.
GUUUUGGCAGAAUCUGAGAGGCGCAGUAGGUCACAAACAACAAUAAAGGAUGCUUUAUUCCAUAUACAUUUUCAACAGAUAUGGAGAUAAUAUAUUUUUCAAGGAAUGGAAACGCACACGCUCUCAAAGGGACGGUGAGGCUGGUUUAGUCGCAGGGUUUGUCUAUACCCUUCAGCACAUCUCGUCUCAGUUAUCCACAACAGGAAAUGGGGGCUUGCGUGCAGUUGAAACACCGUUAUAUAAGCUACAUUACUACGAAACUCUUACAGGCUACCGUGCCGCACUCUUAACUAAAAAAGAGGUGAAUACAGCACUUAUUCAGGGUGUUUUGACCGAGCUCUUCCGCGAUGUCUUUUCGAACAUUGUAACUCGAAACCCAUUCUAUCGUCAUGAGCAAGGAUGCAUGAUAACGGGAUCAGAAUUUGAGGAAAAUUUAGAUGCACUUUGUAGAAGAAAUAGGCUUCUUUGAGCAAAUGUAAAGGAAAAGGCUACCUCAAACAUUGUUGGGAAUGGAACGGAUUCAUUUCUCGGGAUGCAUUUCUGUUGCCCUCGUUUUCUUUGUUGGUUGUGGUUGCGGUGAUCCUUUUUAAAAUCUUUAGCAUCCGUUGCAAAAAAAUUAAAAAAAUAUGUGAUGAGCAAUUCGUCUCCCUCCUCGGAAGAUCUUCAGGCGUGUUUGAUGGACACCGUUCUUUCUGCAUUCUCAAGUAGUAGUUGGGU